This is a messenger RNA of Photinus pyralis (common eastern firefly), 1095 nucleotides long. RefSeq lists its product as uncharacterized. Lineage: Eukaryota; Metazoa; Arthropoda; Insecta; Coleoptera; Lampyridae. The transcript is spliced from 7 exons. Bases 372 to 1046 code for a protein of 224 amino acids. The record is from RefSeq and is a predicted model, not a curated record.
GAGAUACUACGUGGACUGUAGGUCAGUUUCUUGAAAACCAAAGUGUGGAAGCCGUUCCCACUUCAUGGAUACAAGGGGAGUAUUGUCAUUGGCCACCCUACACACAAGACAGAGUGUGUAAUGCUAUAAAAAAAUGUGAAGGACUAAAUACUUGUUGGCCUCGACAUUCCGUAAAAAUUUUUCUAAAUGCAACGUGUGAUCAAUAUGGAACUGCACGACAGAAAGCCAAACUAGCAGAAGUGACCAGUGAUCUAAACUCUGGAAAUGAAUCACAAGAGAAAAGAAAGAGGAAGCGUAUACAAAGAUUAGUCUCCAGUUCAUCCGAUGAUUCAACUACAAAAAAAAAAUCCAAACUACCACCACGUCCAAAAAUGACAUUGUCACUAUCACCAGGAUAUCAGUCACAUAAUACUGAUCAGUCUGUUGAUGACUGUGAAAUGCAACAACCAUCAAAACUACCAUGUAGUUUAUCACAUUCAAAUGGUGAUGAACCACGAAAUAUCACACAAUCUUGUAAGAAACGGAGCAGCGGUUUUGGGAAAACUCCGACUUCAGGCGAUUUUUAUGUAAAUACAGCCACUACAUCAUAUGAUGAAGUUAUACAUGAUUCACCCAAAGAUGACGGAAGAGGCUGCUGUUUACAACGUGAACACAGUUUAUUAAGCGAAAUCAAAACCCAAAAUCAUAUGAUUCGCUGUAUGCUGGCUGAUGUUCUUAAGGAACUGCGUGAUCUCAAGAAACCAGAACGGGACUCCACAAUCGCCCAAUCCAUUUUUGUAAAAUAUAAUAUUGAAUUUCCAAUUGCAAACGAUGAGGAUUUGAAUUCCUUUGAAGAAGAAGUAAAAAUAGAGGAGCACUUUAUUGAGGCAGUGAAUGAACUGGCAAAGUUCGGGGGUGCAAACCCUUAUAAUUUUAUUAAAAGAACAACAUCAAUGUUGAUGAAAGACACAUUACUUGUGAGCUACAGUUGGCUGGGGCGAAAAGGCAAAAGGCCAUUCUAUCAAUUAAACAUCGCAAAGUUGUUGAUCCGCAAGUAUUUGAUAUAAUUGUAAUUAGGUACCAACUAACGUUUCAUUUUUAUUGUUUAUAGAAGCU